Messenger RNA from Condylostylus longicornis, 6659 nucleotides. RefSeq names its product myosin heavy chain, non-muscle (gene zip). Gene Ontology annotation, molecular function: actin filament binding; ATP binding; cytoskeletal motor activity. Lineage: Eukaryota; Metazoa; Arthropoda; Insecta; Diptera; Dolichopodidae. The record is from RefSeq and is a predicted model, not a curated record. Bases 334 to 6264 code for a protein of 1976 amino acids. The transcript has 12 exons. Gene Ontology annotation, cellular component: myosin complex.
GAAAUAUUUCAUAUUUGUAUACAAAAUUACACAAAUUUUUUUGAUAAACCAAAUGUUUUUAAGUUUUACAGUAUAUAAAAAUUAAUUGAAAUUUAUUAAGUAAUUAAAAAAAAAAUUAAUUGAAAAGAAAAAAAAAAGUCAAGAAAAUUAAACAACAUAAAAGUUAUUAGAAUUUCAUAUUAUAAGAAAAAAAUUUAAAUAUUAUUUAAAGUGAUUUUAAAAAAAAAAAAAAAAUAAAUAAAAAAAACAUCGAAAAAUUAAAUUAAAAAUUUUAAAUUAAAAAAAAAAUACUUAAUUACAACAAUAUAUUUAUAUAAAAUAAAAUAAUUCAUAAUGGCAGACGGUUUCAAUGAUCCUAAUGAUCCUGAUUUAAAAUAUUUAUCUGUUGAAAGAAAUCCAUUCAAUGAUCCAACAACACAAGCUGAAUGGACUCAAAAACGUCUUGUUUGGGUGCCGCAUGAUAAUCAGGGCUUUGUUGCUGCCAGUAUUAAACGUGAACUUGGUGAUGAAGUUGAAGUUGAACUUGCUGAAACAGGCAAACGUAUUAAAUUACUUCGUGAUGAUAUACAAAAAAUGAAUCCACCAAAAUUCGACAAAGUCGAAGAUAUGGCGGAAUUAACGUGCUUAAAUGAAGCAUCAGUUUUGCACAAUAUUAAAGACAGAUAUUAUUCUGGUCUAAUAUAUACAUAUUCCGGUCUUUUCUGUGUAGUAGUUAAUCCGUAUAAAAAACUUCCAAUUUAUACGGAAAAAAUUAUGGAAAGAUAUAAGGGUAUAAAACGACACGAAGUGCCUCCACAUGUUUUUGCUAUUACAGAUACUGCAUAUAGAUCUAUGUUACAAGAUCGUGAAGAUCAAUCAAUUUUAUGUACAGGUGAAUCAGGUGCUGGUAAAACCGAAAAUACAAAAAAAGUUAUUCAGUAUUUAGCUUAUGUAGCUGCUUCAAAACCUAAAGGAUCUGGAGCGGGUCCCCAUCCAGCUUUAAUUAUUGGUGAACUUGAGCAACAAUUGUUGCAAGCCAAUCCAAUUUUAGAAGCAUUUGGUAAUGCAAAAACUGUUAAAAAUGACAAUUCAUCACGUUUUGGUAAAUUUAUUCGUAUUAAUUUUGAUGCAUCUGGUUAUAUAUCCGGUGCCAAUAUUGAAACAUAUCUAUUAGAAAAAUCACGUGCCAUUCGUCAGGCCAAAGAUGAAAGAACAUUCCAUAUAUUUUAUCAGUUAUUAGCUGGUGCAUCACCUGAACAAAAAGAAAAAUUCAUAUUAGAUGAUAUAAAAACAUAUAACUUUUUAUCAAAUGGUUCAGUUCCAGUACCUGGUGUUGAUGAUUAUGCUGAAUUUCAAUCAACUGUUAAAUCAAUGAAUAUUAUGGGAAUGACAAAUGAUGAUUUUAAUUCAAUAUUUCGUAUUGUUAGUGCUGUAUUAUUAUUUGGGUGCAUGAAAUUCCGUCAGGAACGUAAUAGUGAUCAAGCUACAUUACCAGAUAAUACAGUAGCUCAAAAAAUUGCCCAUUUAUUAGGUUUAAAUGUAACUGAUAUGACAAAAGCAUUUUUAACUCCACGUAUUAAAGUUGGUAGAGAUUUUGUUACAAAAGCACAAACAAAAGAGCAAGUUGAAUUUGCUGUUGAAGCAAUAGCGAAAGCAUGUUAUGAAAGAAUGUUUAAAUGGCUUGUAAAUAGAAUAAAUCGUUCAUUAGAUAGAACAAAAAGACAAGGUGCCUCAUUUAUUGGUAUAUUAGAUAUGGCUGGUUUCGAAAUAUUUGAAUUAAAUUCAUUUGAACAAUUAUGUAUCAAUUAUACAAAUGAAAAGCUUCAACAACUGUUUAAUCACACCAUGUUUAUCUUGGAACAAGAAGAAUAUCAACGUGAAGGUAUUGAAUGGAAAUUUAUUGAUUUUGGUUUAGAUUUACAACCGACAAUCGAUUUAAUCGAUAAACCUGGUGGAAUUAUGGCUUUAUUGGAUGAAGAAUGUUGGUUCCCUAAAGCAACUGAUAAAACAUUUGUUGAUAAAUUGGUAUCAGCUCAUUCAAUGCAUCCAAAAUUCAUGAAAACCGAUUUUCGUGGCGUUGCAGAUUUUGCUAUCGUACAUUACGCUGGCAAGGUUGAUUAUUCAGCUGAGAAGUGGUUAAUGAAGAACAUGGAUCCAUUGAAUGAAAAUGUUGUAUCAUUAUUACAAGCAUCACAAGAUCCAUUUGUUGUUAAUAUAUGGAAAGAUGCUGAAAUUGUUGGUAUGGCGCAACAAGCUUUGACUGAUACUCAAUUUGGUGCCAGAACACGUAAAGGUAUGUUCCGAACAGUAUCACACCUUUAUAAAGAACAAUUAGCAAAAUUAAUGGAUACAUUACGAAAUACAAAUCCUAAUUUUGUGAGAUGUAUAAUUCCAAAUCAUGAAAAGCGUGCUGGUAAAAUUGAUGCUCCUCUAGUUCUUGAUCAAUUACGUUGUAAUGGUGUUCUCGAAGGAAUACGAAUUUGCCGCCAAGGCUUCCCAAAUCGCAUUCCUUUCCAGGAAUUCCGACAACGUUACGAGCUUCUUACUCCAAACGUCAUACCAAAAGGAUUUAUGGACGGUAAAAAAGCUUGCGAAAAAAUGAUUCAAGCAUUAGAAUUAGAUCAAAAUUUGUUCCGAGUUGGUCAAUCAAAAAUAUUUUUCCGUGCUGGUGUUCUAGCCCAUUUAGAAGAAGAGCGUGAUUAUAAAAUAACUGAUUUGAUUGUAAAUUUCCAAGCAUUCUGCAGAGGAUUUCUAGCCAGGAGAAACUAUCAAAAACGAUUACAACAAUUAAAUGCCAUUAAAAUCAUUCAAAGAAAUUGUGCUGCUUAUCUAAAAUUGAGAAAUUGGCAAUGGUGGCGUUUGUACACAAAAGUGAAACCGCUCUUAGAAGUUACAAAACAAGAAGAAAAAUUAGUUCAAAAGGAAGAUGAACUUAAGCAAGUUCGCGAAAAAUUAGAAGUACUUUCUAAAAACACACAAGAAUAUGAAAAGAAAUAUCAGCAAGCCUUGGAAGAAAAAACUGCUUUAGCAGAGCAAUUACAAGCAGAAAUCGAAUUAUGUGCAGAAGCUGAAGAAAGUAGAUCUCGCCUCAUGGCUCGUAAACAAGAAUUAGAAGACAUGAUGCAAGAAUUAGAAGCUCGUAUUGAAGAAGAAGAAGAACGUAGCUUAACUUUAGCUAAUGACAAAAAGAAAUUGGAAUUAAAUAUUCAAGAUCUAGAGGAGCAGCUUGAAGAAGAAGAAGCCGCACGUCAAAAACUUCAAUUAGAGAAGGUUCAACUUGAUGCAAAAAUUAAGAAGUUUGAAGAAGAUUAUGCCGUUACUAAUGAUCAUAAUCAAAAACUGCUUAAAGAAAAAAAGGUUUUAGAAGAACGGGCCAAUGACUUAUCCCAAACUUUAGCUGAAGAAGAAGAAAAAGCUAAACAUUUAUUAAAACUGAAAGCAAAACAUGAAGCGACCAUAUCCGAAUUAGAAGAACGUUUACAUAAAGAUCAACAACAACGCCAAGAAUCUGACAGAACGAAAAGAAAAAUUGAAACUGAAGUUGCUGAUCUUAAGGAACAACUCAACGAACGUCGAGUUCAGGUUGAAGAACUUCAAACUCAAUUAGCCAAACGCGAAGAAGAGUUAACGCAAUCAUUAAUGAGGGUUGAUGAAGAAUCUGCAGCUAAAGCGGCGGCACAAAAAAUACAGCGUGAGGUUGAAUCACAACUAGUCGAAUUACAAGAAGAUUUGGAAGCAGAAAAAGCAGCACGUGCUAAAGCUGAAAAAAUACGUCGUGAUUUAGGUGAAGAAUUGGAAGCUCUUAAAAAUGAACUAUUGGAUUCUUUAGAUACCACUGCUGCUCAACAAGAACUACGUUCUAAACGAGAGCAGGAAUUAGCUACACUCAAGAAAAGUCUUGAAGAAGAAACUCAAAAUCAUGAAGGAUUUUUGUCAGAAAUGAGACAUAAGCAUGCUCAAGAAAUCAAUGUUAUCACAGAUCAAUUAGAAAAUCUUAAAAAAAAUAAGGGCAUUUUAGAGAAAACGAAGCAGACCUUAGAAGCAGAGAAUGCUGACUUAGCAACAGAAUUAAGGAAUGUAAAUAGCUCUAGGCAAGAAAAUGAUCGCCGAAGAAAACAAGCAGAAUCGCAAAUCGCAGAGCUGCAGGUAAAAUUAGCCGAAAUUGAACGUGCCAGAUCGGAGUUGCAAGAAAAAUGUGCAAAACUCCAACAGGAAUGUGAAAAUAUUACACAACAACUAGAAGAAGCCGAUUUGAAAGCUUCAGCGGCCGUAAAAUCGGUCAAUACUAUUGAAAGCCAAUUAACAGAAACUCAGCAAUUGUUAGAAGAAGAAACACGACAAAAAUUAUCUUUAUCUUCAAAAAUAAGGCAAUUAGAAUCUGAAAAAGAGGCAUUACAAGAACAAUUAGAAGAAGACGAAGAAGCUAAGAAGAACUUUGAAAGAAAGCUUUCUGAACUUAAUGUUACAAUGCAAGAAUAUAAAAAGAAAGCUGAAGAAGAUUCUGAUGUUGUUAAAGAGUUAGAAGAAAAUAAGAAGCGUCUUAAUAAAGAAAUUGAAGCUUUAGAACGUCAAGUCAAAGAACUUAUUGCACAGAAUGAUCGUUUAGAUAAAAGCAAAAAGAAAAUCCAAUCUGAAUUGGAAGAUGCUACAAUUGAAUUGGAAGCUCAGCGUACUAAGGUUUUGGAACUAGAAAAGAAACAAAAGAACUUUGACAAAAUUUUAGCAGAGGAAAAAGCAAUCAGUGAGCAAAUUGCUCAAGAACGUGACACUGCUGAGCGGGAAGCACGUGAAAAAGAAACAAAAGUAUUAUCACUAACUAGAGAAUUAGAUGAAGCGUAUGAAAAAAUUGAAGAUUUGGAAACAAAACGUAAAGGUUUACAAAACGAACUUGACGAUUUGGCCAAUACCCAAGGUACUGCAGAUAAGAAUGUACAUGAAUUAGAAAAAGCUAAACGUGCUCUUGAAAGUCAACUUGCUGAAUUAAAAGCCCAGAACGAAGAACUUGAAGAUGACUUACAAUUAACGGAGGAUGCUAAAUUACGCUUGGAAGUUAAUAUGCAAGCACUUCGAUCACAAUUCGAACGCGAUAUUCAAGCAAAAGAAGAACAGGCCGAAGAAAAACGUCGCGGUUUAGUUAAACAAUUACGCGACUUGGAAGCCGAAUUAGAUGAAGAAAGAAAACAACGUGCUACUGCAGUUGCUAUGAAGAAAAAAUUAGAAGGUGACUUAAAAGAAAUGGAAACUACAAUGGAAAUGCAUAAUAAAGUAAAGGAAGAUGCUCUCAAACAUGCGAAGAAAUUGCAAGGUCAAGUUAAAGAUGCUUUACGUGAUGCUGAAGAAGCAAAAGCAGCAAAAGAAGAAUUGGCUGCUAAUAGCAAAGAAGCUGAACGUAAAGUUAAAGCAUUAGAAGCCGAAGUAAUGCAAUUAACUGAAGAUUUAGCUAGCUCUGAACGUGCUAGAAGAACAGCUGAAACAGAGCGUGAAGAAUUAUUGGAAGAAAUUAAUGCGAACACAAAUAAGGGUUCGUUAAUGAUCGAUGAAAAACGUCGUUUAGAAGCAAGAAUAACAACAUUAGAAGAAGAGUUAGAGGAAGAACAAUCAAAUUCAGAAGUGCUAUUAGAUCGUAGUCGAAAAGCUCAAUUACAAAUUGAACAAUUAUCAACCGAAUUAGCAACCGAAAAAUCAAAUUCACAAAAGAACGAGAAUACUAGAGCACUGUUGGAACGUCAAAAUAAAGAGCUAAAAGCUAAAUUAGCUGAAAUUGAAACAGCUCAACGUACUAAAGUGAAAGCAACAAUAGCCGGUUUGGAAUCAAAAAUAUCAAAUUUAGAAGAGCAAUUGGAGAGUGAAACAAAAGAACGUCUUAUUCAACAGAAAUCCAAUCGAAAAUUGGAUAAAAAGAUAAAGGAAUUAACAAUGAAUAUUGAAGAUGAAAGAAGACAUGCAGAUCAAUAUAAAGAGCAAAUUGAAAAACUUAAUGGUCGAAAUAAAAUGCUUAAACGGAAUUUAGAUGAGGCAGAAGAAGAAAUUCAAAAAGAAAAAACACAAAAACGAAAAGCACAGCGCGAAUAUGAAGAUAUGUUGGAAAGUCAUGAAGCACUUACAAGAGAAGUUACUUCACUAAAAACAAAAUUAAGACGUACAACUGGCGGUAUUGGCUUGAGUUCGUCACGUAUUUCAUCUAAACGUGCCGGUGGGGUUACUGGUGGGGGUAGUGGAGGAGGUGGUGAUGAUAGCUCAUCAGUACAGGAUGAAUCAAUUGAUGGUGAAGAUUCAGGCAAUUGACAUAACAACAUCAAUGGUCAUUGUAACCAACAUUAUUAAUAAUAUAUACAUAUAUAAAAUAAUAAUUAUUCCUAAUAAUUACAAAAUUAAAACAAAUAAAAGAAAAAAAAAAAAACAAAGUAAAAAAAUUAAAAAAAAAUUGUAUAAGAAAAAUAUUUUACAUAAAUAUUCAACAAAAAAUAUAAAAAAAAAAAUAAAUUACAAAAAAACAAAAAAAAAAUUUUUUAUUCAUUAUAAGAAAAAGUUAUUUAAAAUAAAAAAACAAGUUGAUUAUAUUAUUAAAUCAAUAAAAUUAAAAAAAAAAUCAUUUUUAUAAUAUUAUUAAUACAAAAGAAAUACAAUUAAAACAUUUAUAAAUAUAUACAUUUAUAUUUAUUAUAUGUAUGAAAAUUAAA